Molecule: messenger RNA, 753 nt
Organism: Aureococcus anophagefferens
Lineage: Eukaryota; Pelagophyceae; Pelagomonadales; Pelagomonadaceae
Exons: 1
Coding region: 1-753 (250 amino acids)
Molecular function (GO): acetylpyruvate hydrolase activity
Source: RefSeq, a predicted model, not a curated record
AUGGCGUCGCAAUUGCCCCAUUUCAUCCUGCAACCAGCGCUCCCAGCAACGCUCUCCGUCGUCGGCGAGCAGCUCGCGUUCGCCGUGCGGCGCGUCUACUGCGUCGGCCGCAACUAUCACGACCAUGCCGUCGAGAUGGAGGCGAAGCAGAAGGACCUGGGCAUCAGCGCCGGCGACCAGGUGCGGGACCCGCCCUUUUUCUUCCAGAAGCCGGGGCUCGGCGCCAUCGUCGACGCGUCGCACCCGAAAGCCGUCGCGCGCUACCCGCCGAAGACGCGGCAGCUCGAGUUCGAGCUCGAACUCGUCGUCGCGCUCAAGUCCGGCGGCCGCCGCAUCCCGGCGGCGGACGCGCUAAGCCACGUCUACGGCUCGGCGCUCGGCGUGGACCUGACGCGGCGCGACCUCCAGCACAAGGCGAAGGCCGACCGCCGGCCCUGGGACGCCGCGAAAGGGUUCGACGACUCCGCGCCCGUCGGCGCUUUGACGCCGGGCUACGUGCCCGAGGGCGGCGUGGGCCUCGAGCUCACGGUGGGUGGCGAGGUCAAGCAGGCCUGCACGGUCGGCCAGAUGAUCUACGGCGUCGCCGACAUCAUCCACCACCUCUCCCACGAGGUCGAGCUCUGCCCCGGCGACGUCAUCUUCACGGGCACGCCCGCGGGCGUCGGACCCCUGCAGGUCGGCGACGAGGUCACCUGCACGGCGACCGACGGCACGCUCCAGCCCUGCACCUUCACCGUCGCAGCGCCGCUCUAA